Molecule: messenger RNA, 3151 nt
Organism: Aspergillus saccharolyticus JOP 1030-1
Lineage: Eukaryota; Fungi; Ascomycota; Eurotiomycetes; Eurotiales; Aspergillaceae
Product: cysteine proteinase
Exons: 11
Coding region: 89-3151 (1020 amino acids)
Biological process (GO): protein deubiquitination
Cellular component (GO): cytoplasm
Molecular function (GO): cysteine-type deubiquitinase activity; saccharopine dehydrogenase (NAD+, L-lysine-forming) activity
Source: RefSeq, a predicted model, not a curated record
CUCUUGCUUAAAACUUUAGAAAUCGAUUCUUAACUCCUUCCUUAACUCCAAUUGUGUGCGACUUCCAAAACUAUUCCGAGAAUUCAUCAUGCCUUCCAACAAGAUCUGGCUGCGCGCCGAAACUAAGCCCGCCGAGGCUCGGUCCGCUUUGACGCCUACUACUUGCAAGGCACUUAUUGACGCCGGGUAUGAGGUCACCGUUGAGCGCUCUACUCAGCGUAUCUUUGACGAUGAGGAAUUCGCCAAGGUUGGAGCACCUCUGGUAGAAGAGGGUUCAUGGGUGAAGGAUGCUCCUAAGGACGCCUACGUCUUGGGCCUUAAGGAAUUGCCUGAAGACGACUUCCCGCUCGAGCACGUUCACAUCUCUUUCGCACACUGCUACAAGCAGCAGGGUGGCUGGGAAAAGGUUUUGAGCCGGUGGCCUCGCGGUGGCGGUGUUCUCCUGGACCUCGAGUUUCUUCAGGAUGAAUCUGGACGCAGAGUAGCAGCAUUCGGAUGGUCUGCUGGUUAUGCUGGUUCCGCACUGGCUGUCAAGAAUUGGGCAUGGCAGUUGACUCACCCCGAGGGCGAGCCCUUGCCUGGAGAGACGCCUUAUGCCAACCAGGAUCUUCUGAUUAAGUCUGUCAAGGAGUCGUUGGAAGCUGGAAAGAAGCAGUCUGGCCGCUCGCCCAAGGUGCUUGUUAUUGGAGCUCUUGGACGUUGCGGCAACGGUGCCGUCCAGCUGGCUAAGGAUGUUGGCAUUCCCGAGUCCGACAUCAUUCAGUGGGAUAUGGUGGAGACCAAGAAGGGCGGUCCUUUCAAGGAAAUCAUUGAAGACGCAGACAUCUUUGUCAACUGCAUUUACCUGUCCUCUCCCAUCCCACCUUUUGUCACUCCUGAGACUCUCGCUACGCCCAACCGCCGCUUGUCGGUCAUUUGUGACGUGAGCGCCGACACUACAAACCCCCACAACCCUAUUCCCGUUUACAAUAUCACAACUACCUUUGACAAGCCUACGGUACCCGUCACCCUGCCGGCUGGUGCCCAGGGCCCACCUCUGAGUGUGAUCAGUAUCGAUCACCUUCCCUCUCUCCUGCCCCGCGAGAGUUCCGAGCAGUUCAGCCAGGCUCUGCUCCCUAGCUUGCUUCAGCUCAAGGACCGGGAAAAUGCCCGCGUCUGGAAGCAAGCUGAGGAUCUGUUCCAGGAGAAGGUCGCAACCCUGCCUGAGUCUUUCCGCGCAGUGAUGCAGGAGAAGUCAACGACAGUCGCCGCAUACGCGGCUGGAGCGUCUCUUGCGGCCGUCGCUCUCUUUUAUGUAUUUGGGCCCAACUACACAAUUGAUGGAGACGAGUCAAGCGACAGCGGUCGCAAGAAGAGCAUUGUGGGCUUAUCGAAUCCCGCCAAUGACUGCUUCAUCAAUUCCGUGCUGCAAGCUCUUGCGGGCCUCGGCGAGCUGCGAGUGUACUUGAUCAGAGAGCUUCAUCGACGUGAGUUGGACGGCUCAGAGAUCUACAGUCUCCUACCACCGCUGGACGAAAUCCCUCGGGAUGCGAAGCCGGACAGGGUACGAGAAUUACAGCAGGGGACAAUUACCAGGGCACUCAAGGAGAUGCUGGAUCGCCUAAAUGAGCGCCCAAUAUACAAGAAGACGAUAUCCGCGCGACCAUUCAUUCAUUCACUCGAAUACGCUUACCGGACACGGAUCAGUCGCAGCCAACAAGACGCGCAGGAGUUCCUGCAGAUCGUGGCAGAGAGGUUGUGUGACGAGUUUCAUGCGGGAGUCAAGGCUCGACUGCGGGCGAAAGGCAGAAUUGAGCCUUUGAAGGUUGACAACUCGAACCAUGUUACGCCAGCAAAAAGUCCCACGGAUAUUGAAGUGCGCAUUGAUGAUGGCUCCCCAAAUGGACUCCCAGCAAUCAUCGAUACUAAGCUCAAGGAGAUUGAGAAUGAACAUAGCUUCCCUUUCGAGGGGAAGCUCGAGUCUCAGAUCGAAUGCCAGUUUUGUCAUUACAAGUACAAGCCGAAUCAGACAUCAUUCGUCAACUUGACGCUUCAGGUUCCUCAGAAGAGCUCAACCACACUCAGCGCCUGUUUCGAUGGUCUGCUUAAGACUGAGUAUAUCGACGACUUCAAGUGCGACAGGUGUCGACUGCAGCACGCUCUGGAUAUCAAAACGCAUGAUCUGACUAAGGCAGGCUCGGGAGGGGAAAGGCAACGACUUGAGGACGAAAUCGAGCGUAUACAGAGUGCCAUCUCUACAGACCCAGAAGGCAGCUUAGAAGGUGUCAGUCUGCCCUCUUCAGAGCUUGCACCGAAACGAAAAAUUGCGCGACAUAUGCGGAUUGUUGCAUUUCCCAAGAUCAUUGCCAUUCACCUUUCCAGAUCCAUCUUUGAUCAGAGCAGUUCGUCUAAGAACGCAGCAAAGGUUUCUUUUCCUGAACGUCUUCCCCUAGGCGGAAUCCUGAGCCAGAGAUGGUAUCGACUGCUGGCGAUAGUCUGCCAUAAAGGCAGCCAUAAUAGUGGACACUAUGAGUCUUUCCGCCGCAAUCAUCUUUAUGCGCCGUUCUCGACUCCUGAUGCAUUUAGUUCAUAUGCUCAGAGCCGAGCAGUCAGUGAGAAUACUUCUGAGGCACCCAGUCCGAAGCUGGGGCCUCGUCAAACUCCAGGGCCUGAGCUUUCUGCGCUCAGUAUCUCGACGUCGUUAGAGCAGCCGAGCCAAUCAUCGCAAUCUUCUCCAGCCCCUUCACGCUCCACUUCCAGCAAAGAGUCGAAAACGUCGUCUCAACUGCAUAACCCCUUAUCUCCGACUACCCGUCCUACCACGUCGAGCUCGCGGCUUUCGUUUCAGAGCAAUCGUUCUCGCUCGAGUACAUCCAAGCAAACUCUUUCGCCCGACUCUGAUCCACUCAGUCCAUCGAAUGAUGGUGGACGCUGGAGCAAGACAUUUUCCCGGACCUCUCUGACUAGUGAGAAAAGCACGCAGCCGAAGCAACCUACAGAAACAUCGGCAGCUUCCAGCUUCCGACAACGCCGCCGCCGUAAGCAAAAUGAUAGAUGGUGGCGCAUCUCCGACGAAAAAGUCAAGGAAUGUAAAACAUCUGAUGUUUUGGGCAUGCAGAAAGAGGUUUAUCUUUUGUUCUAUGAGUUGGAAAGGCCAAACAAUAGUGCUUAG